AUGGCUCCUUCCGCCAUCUCCGACCACCAACAAUCAUCCCUCCCAACAGAUAGCAAUUCCAUCACGUCCUAUCGUGGCUAUGACCACGUACACUGGUACGUGGGCAAUGCCAAACAAGCAGCCAGCUUCUAUAUCACGCGUAUGGGCUUUGAGCGUGUAGCAUAUCGCGGGCUUGAAACAGGCUGUCGCAGCUUGUGCUCUCACGUUGUACGCAACGGCGACAUAACAUUUGUCCUUACCUCGCCACUACGCUCACCCUACAACCCCGAAAAAUUGAACCGACAUCUCUCUUCCCAAGAGCAGGAACUCCUCAAAGAGAUCCACGACCAUCUCGCCAAACAUGGAGAUGCCGUAAAGGAUGUCGCCUUUGAGGUUGAUUCCGUCGAUGCCGUAUUCAACGCCGCGGUGCAGAAUGGUGCCGUGUCCGUUUCGCAGCCUGAGACUUUGAAGGAUGAGCACGGUUCGGUGCGAGUUGCUACGAUUCGUACUUAUGGAGAGACCACGCAUACUCUGAUUCAGCGAAGAGUGGGCCCGGAGCAGCAUACUGAUUAUACAGGUGCAUUCUUGCCGGGGUAUCGUGAUGAGAGAUCAGACAGCAAUGCCGCAAAGGAUCCGAUUACUGCGCUCUUGCCGAAGGUGGAUUUGAAGAGAAUUGACCACUGUGUUGGAAAUCAGGAUUGGGAUGAGAUGGAGAGGGUUUGCGCGUACUACGAAAAAGUUCUCGGAUUCCACCGAUUCUGGUCCGUCGAUGAUAAAGAUAUUUGCACAGACUACUCUGCCCUCAAAUCCAUAGUAAUGUCCUCUCCCAACGAAAUCGUCAAAAUGCCCAUCAACGAACCCGCCACCGCCAAGAAGCAGUCCCAGAUCGAAGAAUACGUUGAUUUCUACGAUGGGGCAGGCGUGCAACACAUAGCCUUAUUGACCGAUGACAUUAUUAGUGCAAUCACCAACCUGCGCGCUCGCGGAGUCGAGUUUAUCAAAGUCCCCGAAACAUACUACGACAACAUGUGGGCGCGCCUUAAGAAAGCCGGUAUGAUGCCCAAGGAAGCUUGGGAGGAUAUCAAGAGUCUGGAUAUCCUGAUUGAUUUUGAUGAAGGGGGUUAUUUAUUGCAGCUCUUUACAAAGCACCUUAUGGACCGUCCCACUGUCUUCAUUGAAAUCAUUCAACGCAAUAACUUCUCCGGAUUCGGUGCUGGCAAUUUCAGAUCUCUGUUUGAAGCCAUUGAGCGCGAGCAAGCGCUGAGAGGAAACCUUGUCUAA
Molecule: messenger RNA, 1260 nt
Organism: Talaromyces atroroseus
Lineage: Eukaryota; Fungi; Ascomycota; Eurotiomycetes; Eurotiales; Trichocomaceae
Product: putative 4-hydroxyphenylpyruvate dioxygenase 1
Exons: 4
Coding region: 1-1260 (419 amino acids)
Biological process (GO): L-tyrosine catabolic process
Molecular function (GO): 4-hydroxyphenylpyruvate dioxygenase activity
Source: RefSeq, a predicted model, not a curated record